CACUUGUCAAAGGAAUAAGCCUCAGUUAGACUCUUGUCACCACACAGCUGCUCGCCGCCAUGCGAUUGUCUGCAGUCCUUCUGUUUCUCCAGCUGUGGCUCCAUGUGGAUCUUACUUUAUCACAGGAAAAUGUGGGCUGCAGCCCUCCCACUGUAGAGGAAGGGGUUAUAGUAAGUGGCCUUCCAGACAACAAUGGAUCCAUAUUCUAUGACCAUCUGCUCAAAUUUAGCUGUGAAGGUCCCGGGAAAUAUCUGAAUGGCAGCUCAGAGCUGGUAUGUGGUACAGACGGAGAAUGGAGCGGCUCAUUUCCCCAUUGUGAAGAUGUCACUUGUACAGCUGAGACGAUUCCCCGCCACUUGAAUGUGACAGGACUACCAGCAGCCAAUGAAACAAUGAAGUAUGGGCAUAAAUUAAAGUUUCAGUGUGCUGAUAGAUAUUCCCUGGAUGGGGUAAAAGAGGUGGAAUGCUUGGAAACUGGGAAGUGGAAUGCCCAAUUUCCAGUUUGCACUGUGUGUUUGAAGCCCCCAGAUAUCCCCCAUGCCAGUGUUUCUGAAGAGUCUAGAAAACGCGGGUACGAACAAGGCGAUUUAUUAUAUUACACUUGUGACACUGGCUAUGUGUCAGGCCCAACCAUCACAUAUAUAUGUUCGAGCAAGAGCUGGAAACCAGUCCGUGCUGGGGAAUGUUCAUUAAAGCCAUGUGAGCUUCCUGAUGAUACUCCCAAUGGCUAUUACCAGAUUAUCCAGGGUGAUGACUUUGUUUUUGGAACAACAAUCAAAUACUUUUGUAACAGCGGGUAUCAGAUGGUGAGCAAAGUUCAGACCAGGACAUGUUUACUGAACAAAUGGACCAAUCACGUGCCCAUAUGUGAACCUGUGAGCUGCAGCCCCCCCACUGUGCAGGAAGGGCUUAUAGUAAGAGGUCUUCCAGACAAUGAUGGACCCAUACUCUCUGACCGUUUCAUCACUUUUAGCUGUGCAGACCGCAGCAAAUAUUUGAGUGGCAGUUCAGAACUCAUAUGUGGACAAGACGGAGAGUGGAGUGGCACAUUUCCUUCCUGUGAAGAUAUAACUUGUCAAGCUCAAAAACCACUCCCUCCCUUAUAUGUAACUGGACUACCGCCAGCCAAUGAAAAAAUGAAGUAUGGACAUAAACUGAGGUUUCUGUGUGACAGCAGAUACACACUUUUCGGGGUUACUGAGGUGGAAUGCUUGGAGACCGGGCAGUGGAGUGCCGCCUUUCCAACCUGCAGAGCAACUUGUGUAGACCCACGCGACCAACGCAGUCUUGUAGACAAAGGCUAUAGGAUAAAGGUUACAUGCCGCCAAGGACUGAUUCCUCAAGGAAGUCCAGAGAUUGAAUGUCUGGGAAACGGCCAGUGGAGUGGUCCCUAUAGAUGUAAAGUACCUGCAAACUGUGGACAGCCACCAGCAAUUGAAAAUGGAGACAUCUGGUCUUCUACUUUUUUAAGAUAUUCGUGGGACCAUGGGAGUACAAUUCAAUACAGAUGUCACCAUAACUACAUUCCGCUUGGUCAGUCUCACAAAACCUGCAACAACGGUAACUGGAUUGGAGAGAUUAGGUGCUCCAAGCCUGUGGGCUGUGGAAUGCCACCACCCCUUGAAUUUGGAGAUGUCCAGUCUUCUCUUCAAAGUAGUUACGACCAUGGUGAGAGAGUUGAAUACAGCUGUCAGAGUUACUACACUCUGGAUGGUCAGACUCAUAAAACCUGCAGCAAUGGUCAAUGGACUGGAGAGAUGAGAUGCAUCCGGCCCUGCACUGUGACACAGGAUGAUAUGAGGAGAAAAAACAUUGAACUGAGAUAUAAAUCAGACCCUAAAAUUUAUUCACGACACCGAGAUUUUGUAACAUUCAGUUGUACCAGAGGAAGACAUGACGGCAGGCUGGCAAUGCGUCAGCAGUGUAUUGACGGUGAGAUGCUGCUGCCCUCUUGCCAGUAGGAGUGUGAGUUAACUGGAAGUGAUGGCCAGCAGCUGGCAGGACAAACAUGUAAAUGGAUAACCAGAGGAAAGAGUUUGACACGAUAUGUGCUGCUGCUUUGUACUGAUCCUCUGUCUGCACUUCAUCUGUCUCAAUUUCAAUAAAACACACACACUUGUCUUUUAAGUGUUUUUCUGA
Molecule: messenger RNA, 2139 nt
Organism: Myripristis murdjan (pinecone soldierfish)
Lineage: Eukaryota; Metazoa; Chordata; Actinopteri; Holocentriformes; Holocentridae
Product: complement factor H-like
Exons: 12
Coding region: 60-1961 (633 amino acids)
Source: RefSeq, a predicted model, not a curated record